This is a messenger RNA of Trametes versicolor FP-101664 SS1, 822 nucleotides long. RefSeq lists its product as uncharacterized. Gene Ontology annotation, biological process: peptidyl-lysine dimethylation. Gene Ontology annotation, molecular function: protein-lysine N-methyltransferase activity. The record is from RefSeq and is a predicted model, not a curated record. NCBI's taxonomy places the organism in Eukaryota, Fungi, Basidiomycota, Agaricomycetes, Polyporales, Polyporaceae. The transcript has a single exon. The coding region runs from base 1 to 822 and encodes 273 amino acids.
AUGUCUGAACCUGAAGACGUACUUGCGGAUUCUCUUGAGACGCUCUAUGAUCAUGCUCCCAUCGCACAGGGCUCCGCGGGCUCUCUCUACACAUACCAAUCACAGAAUGGAGGCCACACGAUUGCUUUGACCACCCCGGACACGCAGGCAGCUAAUUGGGCUUUGCAUGCCACGUCGAUCUGGUCGGCUUCCAUCUAUGUCGCGGACCAUUUCCUAGAUCUCCAGAUCAGCCGCCGUGCCAAACAAGCUGCAGAGGAGGGACGGUCCCUCAAAGUUCUCGAGCUUGGCGCAGGAGCAGGGCUUCCUAGCAUCCUCGUCGCAAAGAGCUACCAGGACGUUCUGGUAACGUGCAGCGACUAUCCGGAUGACGCUCUCAUCCGCACGCUGCAGGAGAACGUCAAGCGGAACGACGCGUCGAGUAGCUGUCGCGUCGUUCCGUAUGCGUGGGGAUCUGAUCCAUCUGUUCUACUCCCACCUGGUACCACGACCGAUGAGGCUCCUGCAUUCGACAUCGUUCUCGCUGCAGAUACACUAUGGAACUCAGAUACGCAUCACCUCUUCCUCGAUACGCUUCGGCGUACCCUGAGACGGUCUCCGAAUGCUCGCAUAUAUCUCAUUGCAGGCUUGCACACCGGCCGCUAUGUCCUCCAGUCGUUCCUACGCCUCAUGCACGACUCUGGUUUUGUUACGGAAGAGCUCACCGAGAGACGGAUUGGUGCUACGGAGGAACGUCCGUGGAGUGUCGACCGUGCUGAGGGCGAGGAUGAACGAGAGCGGAGACGAUGGAUCGUAUGGAUGGUCUUCAAGUGGCGCGACUGCUGA